UCCUCAAUCGCUCUUUGGUAUACGCACACGAAAGCGACGCUCCUACCAACUCUCACGCCUUCCACGCGUGCGCCUUAGGUUGGAAAGGGAGUGUUUUGCGCCUGCGGGUGCGUCUGAGGUGCAUGCGGUCGCAAGGCGGGAAAUAAGAGCGGCCGAGGAACCGUUGAUGGCUUGUGGUGCGCGUCCCUUCGUGGUUCCCGCGGGAGGAGAGAGCAGCGGAAGCGACGACGAGGAUGGCUGGGAUAUCGGCUGCGAAUCGACGAGGCAUUUGGGUGAAACACUACCAACUGAUGACAAAGUUGAGGUUUUUAAAAAAGCAUUGACUACUGGAAACUUGUCUGUGAUUGAGGAACUUCUAAAUUCUGGUCUAAAUGUAGAAUCUACCUUCAAGUUUGGAUGGACUGCUUUGAUGUAUGCUGCAAGUGUGGUUAAUGUGGAGCUAAUGCGUAUCCUUCUGGACAGAGGUGCAAAUGCAAGUUUUGAGAAGGAUCAAUAUACAGUUUUGAUGGCUGCAUGUACUGCACGUGCUUCAGAAGAGCAGAUUUUGAAGUGUGUAGAACUGGUUCUCUCAAGGAAUGCCAAUCCUAAUGCUGCAUGCAGAAAGAAAAUGACUCCAUUAAUGUAUGCUGCUCGUGAAGGCCACUCUCAAGUUGUUGCUCUUCUUGCUGCUCAUGGAUCACAAGUAAAUGCUCAGGAUGAAAAUGGUUACACUGCACUAACAUGGGCAGCACACCAUGGACACAAAAAAGUAGUUUUCAGAUUGCUUGAACUUGGAGCUGAUAAAUCCAUACAGACAAAAGAUGGACAGACGCCAGGGGAGGUAGCAAAGAACAACAGGCAUUCUGAGCUCUUCAGUUUGCUUUCUUUGACUGCACAUCCUUUCCUGGGGAGAUUCCAGAAUAUGUCUAAAGAAGAUGCUAUUUGCAGACUUCUGCAAGCAGUACCUGAGGCAGGCAGAAGACAUACAGCCAGUUCCUACAUGGCCUUUGGUGACUUGGAAGUUUUCCUACACAGCCUUGAGCUGGAACAUGUAACAGAGAUACUAAAGGAGACAGAGACAACUUUAAGGCAACUUUUGACCAUGGGAAAAGAAGAUUUGAUACAGAUUGGGAUUAAGGAUACCAGAGAUCAACAGAAAAUCUUAGAUGCUGCUAAAGAAUUCCACAUAGAAGAAGUGAAAUUGGAAGAGUUGCCUCAAGUGACAAACAUAGAACUUAGUGGUGACGAGUUUCUUACUUUUCUCAUGAAACUCAACAGACAGUGCAUUCACCUUACAACUGCUGUACACAGUGUGGUGAGCCACUAUCCUACAGACUUUCACAAGUUAGUGCUUGAAUGGAAUUCUCCCCAGAGCCUCACUAAAGUUUGUGAAGACCUGGUUUCCAGUGCGGACAGUUUGAAUCAAGAAGUUAGCACAUUAAAGGAGCUUGUUAAAGAGCUGCAAAAUGGACAGAAUAAUGAUCCUUGCCGAAUACAGCCUCAGGAGAAAAAAGGCAGAUGGAACAAAACUUUUUUAAAAAUUGCAGCAGCAGUAACCUUGGUUGGAUAUGGAUGUGUCUUCCUCAUUACCAAGAUAACUUCAAGGAAGAGUUGAGUUUGUGGUGUAUGUUUGGAAAAAUGUGGUUUCUCCCCAAUAUGUGAAACUACAAGUUGAAUUUACUGUAUUCAAAGUCUUGCUGACUUGUUUUCCCAUUCAUGGCUGAUGCAGUAGUUCAGAUUUUGCAAUACUUAAAAUAUUCUAAUGUAAAAAUACUGAAAAUUAAACUCCAUUCAGUGUCACAUCUAUUUCAGUUUUCCUUGACAUUUUGAUAAAAUACUUGCAUGCAUAUGCCCUUAUUAAUAAAGUUUCAUAUUUAAUUUUAUGGGAAUUAAAUCUUGCUUUUUCAGCCCA
Heteronotia binoei (common prickly gecko) is the source of this 1891-nucleotide messenger RNA. RefSeq names its product ankyrin repeat, SAM and basic leucine zipper domain containing 1 (gene ASZ1). The coding region runs from base 167 to 1594 and encodes 475 amino acids. NCBI's taxonomy places the organism in Eukaryota, Metazoa, Chordata, Lepidosauria, Squamata, Gekkonidae. Gene Ontology annotation, molecular function: protein binding. The record is from RefSeq and is a predicted model, not a curated record. Gene Ontology annotation, biological process: piRNA processing. Gene Ontology annotation, cellular component: pi-body. The transcript is spliced from 13 exons.